Molecule: messenger RNA, 2561 nt
Organism: Dreissena polymorpha
Lineage: Eukaryota; Metazoa; Mollusca; Bivalvia; Myida; Dreissenidae
Product: myosin-2 heavy chain, non muscle-like
Exons: 12
Coding region: 172-1491 (439 amino acids)
Source: RefSeq, a predicted model, not a curated record
GGAAGUAUAUUUUCUGCCAUUACACAGAACUGGAUAAAAAGGAAAGUUUCGAUUUCGAAAGAGUUAUUUUUCUGCAUAUUCCAAAGUUAAGAAAAAAAGUAUGUGCUAGAAAUUGGAUUAUAAUAUUAACUAGAUUGCAACAAGUGUACAUAUUUGGUUUAUCGUUACAUCAUGGCAGUAGAGCAACACUUUGAGUCCAUUGCCAAGCUAUUACAAAAUAUCAUUACAGGCCGGAAGGAAAGUACGGACUACUACAAACGUCUGUGCGAAAUAGAACACAUGAAAUUAAUAGAAAUUAAACAGAAAUUUGACGAGAAUGAAAAGCGUAUCAAAUCACUCGAGAGAAAGACUGAAAAUAUGUCAACAGGUGAAUUCGUCGCUGUGAAGACGGAUUCAACAACUUCAACCAUUCAUAAAACACGAGAUGGCGAACAUGUACAGGAAAACAAGCCAGUUGUUGCAAACAUAAUACAACUUGAAGAUGGAGAUGAUUCAAUAAAAUCGGAUGUUUUGAAGUCAAGUCUUAGUCAAGAAUGCGAUGAAUUGAAACGAAAAGUGAGUGACUUGGAACAGCAAAUUCAACGGUCUACCAAAUCAGCUUCCAAACAUGAACCCGAUUUAGUUAAAGAACAACAGUUGAAAGCGGAUAAGGAUGAACUUGAAAAGAAAUUGAACAGACUUGCUACCAUAAACAUGCGCUUGGAAGAAAAUCUCCAAAGGGAAAAGGAAGAAAAUAUCACAAGAAAUCGGCGGAUAGAUGAACUGACAAAUAGACUUUCUGCGCUCGCGGCUCAUCAGCUAACAAAGGACAACCCACAAAUUGCUGACUUGAGUGACCAAUGUCGACCAACAAAACUGGCCGAAGGGUUCAGCCAAAUUUAUGAUAAUAAGUGGACGGAUGUUUUUGAAAUAUUAGCCAAGAAAAAGAUAGCGGAACGUGACAUAGUCGACAUGCUUACUCAUACUAUAAAGCUAGCAGAUAUAUUCUGUGAAAAAGAAAAGACAGAGAUGACUGAGCGCAUCCUUGUUUACGUAACGGAUGAAAUCAAAAACUCGGAUAGAAGCGCCGAAAAAACCCGUCAACAGAAAUCCAGCCAUGCCAGUAAGUUGACAGACAGAACAGCGACAGAACUGGUUGCCGAGAGGUACGCCAAAGACCUGAUGAAAGCUCUCGCUAUGGAAUCAAGUCAGACGAUAGCACAGAUUUUCCGUGACGGUCCUAUGAAGGAAUUCGAAAGUAAGUAUAAACUUAAGGUCAAACCUGCUCAGCUUGAUACGUAUGCUUUCGAGGCAGCCAAACUUGUUUGGAUGAUGAAAGUCCAGCAGCCUCCCGUGGAAUUUCUUUGGGCAGAUCCAGGAAGUCGCUUCAACAAAGAGACAUUUAAAUUCUACACGAAAAUUGGGGAAAUUGUUGACCAAUGCAUUUGGCCAGCGGUUCUACUGCACAAAGGCGGACCAGUCAUGGUUCGCGGGAUCGCACAAGGAAAAUAACACUGAUAUCGUUAUUUUGUUGAUCUGAUAUAUAUCUUAUUAAAGACAUCAUAUAUUUAGUCAAAAUAAUACUUUUAAUUUCUGUGUACAAUAUUACUAUACAUCAUCUUUGUGGUGAACUCUGGAUUUGUUACUCUGGAUUUAUGUUCAUUUCAGGCUGUAUAUAUUAUCUUAGAUUUUGUAUGACUUGUAGCCUUGAAUAACUACAUGGAUAUGAUGUUAUGUGUGUAAAGCUAUAAUAGCCAAGACUAGCUAUGCCAUUUACAGGAUUUCUAUGUUUAAGUGAGGUUGUAUAUAAAUGUUUGAGAACAUGACGCUCUUUUCGGGUUUGUUUUUAGGAAGAGGACGUAUAUUUUCAACCGGUAGGCCACUUUUUAUUGACAUCAGCUCCAAACGAUUAUAGAAAGCAUUUCAAUUUCCAUCAAACAAUCAAUUUUCUAUUUUACAUUUUUGAUUAAAUAUGUUAAAUCUUAUUGAUGGCAUAAACAUUCUUAUAUUAAUGGCUGCAAGCUGAUACGUCAAUGUUUGUGUGUCUAUAUUUUAAACUUAGUGGAAAAAACACUAUGUUUUAUGUUCAAACAAGAAUCACUGAUUGUUUCCUUAGAUUUGUUUUUGAUAUGGUCAAUAAUUCAUGAAGCAUAGAGGUGAACAGAAAAAACAUUUAAUAUAAAACCCGAAAAUUAGUUGGCAAGUGUACAUUUUUAAACUUAAAAAAUGCGAUAACAAUGGUACAUGACAUGCCAGUUGUUAACAGUGUUUAUUCUUGGAAAUUGAUUUACAUGAUUUCAAAAUUGAUUUCCAAAAAGUAACAAACUUACCGUAUACAUAUUAUACUUGUAGAUGUGACUGCUUAAUUUUGUCUCAUAACGCAAUAACUGUUUGAAAUAACUGCCAUUUGAAUAUUGUCAAAUAGGACAUUACUUCUGGUCAAAAUAAUGCGGAAAUUGUAUAUGAGGACAAGGCAACAAUUCAAAAGCGUAGAACGUGAUUAGAACCUGCUUUAAUUUUUUCCCCAUGUUUCAUGUUCAAUAUCAAUGGUUUUAUGUGAAAAUAAAAUGAAAUCAAAACAA